Messenger RNA from Chondrus crispus (carragheen), 1472 nucleotides. RefSeq lists its product as hypothetical. NCBI's taxonomy places the organism in Eukaryota, Rhodophyta, Florideophyceae, Gigartinales, Gigartinaceae. Gene Ontology annotation, cellular component: membrane. Gene Ontology annotation, molecular function: GDP phosphatase activity; UDP phosphatase activity. Gene Ontology annotation, biological process: nucleoside diphosphate catabolic process. The record is from RefSeq and is a predicted model, not a curated record. The coding region runs from base 1 to 1326 and encodes 441 amino acids. The transcript is spliced from 2 exons.
AUGCUGCAAACCACCUCGCUACCGCCACCGGGUCGCGUCUACAGCGUCAUGAUUGACGCUGGAUCAACUGGAACGCGUGCCCAGGUUUUUGCGUUCCGCCAUUUGCCAGGACAGAAGGGACUCAUCUUGGAUGAUAGCGAGGUUUUUAAAAUGAAAAAGAGCAUCGCCGCGCUGGGGACGGGGACGGUGGGCAGUGGUGGCGUGUUUUUCAAGCCGCUCAUGGAAAAACUGAGAAAGAAGAUCCCUGGCGUGCGGAGACGUCAGCGCACUCCCAUCGCCUUGCAUGCGACCGCAGGGCUGAGGUUGAUUGGAGAGGAGCAAGCUGAAACGGCAUUGGAGGAGGCUAGGAAGGCUUUGAAUAUCAGCGGUUUCUUGUUUCAAGAGGAUUGGGUGUCUAUACUUGAAGAGCAAGAGGAGGCGUCGCACGCCUGGACGACAGUCAAUUUCUUGAAGGGCCACUUCCAUGGGCAUAAGGGGAUCACCAAACGUCUUGGUGCGUUGGAUCUCGGCGGCGCGAGUAUGCAAAUGGUUUUUGAGCGAGAAAAUGGGGAUGAGGCCGUCGAUACAGGCGAAGAGGACGACGAUAACUUGGAAGGCCGUAACGAAGCUCCAGAAAAUGAAGAUCUUGCUGGUGACGACGCAGUUUCCAUCGAAGAAGCAGAUUAUACUGUUAGUGUGUUUGGCGACGACUAUCCUCUGCACUCAACUAGUCACCUCGGGUUGGGACUGUUUGACUUCACGAAAAAACUGUACACCUUGUUUGAUCGAGAAGGUGUGUUGGAGGAGGGCAACCCUUGCUUCAGGAAGGGCAAAGUCUUCGCUAACAAAGAGCUUCGCUUUGGGGUGCCGGGCACUGAGGAGUCGCGCACCGUGACGAUGACGGGCGAUGGAGACUUUGAACGCUGCGUGGCGAGUGCCGAGAUCACUAUUGCGACGUUUAGCAAACUUCGCAGCAAGAAAAGCGUGCUACCAAAGGGUAAACCUUUCUAUGCGUUUGCCUACUUUUAUGAUCGCACAGUUCGCCUCGGACUCCCCAUUACUCCGACAAAGGCGCAGCUGAUAGCAAAAGGAAGGGAACUUUGUGAGACUCCACCCGACGUUCGCGUAGAACGAGAUUUUGAUCAAGCAUGUGCCGAAUUUUCGUACGUCUACACUCUGCUGAAAAUUUUCACUGAUGACUUCGCAUCGAAAGAUGUGCAGAUCCGAUUUGAGCAGUAUAUCGAUGGCCAUAUGCUGGGAUGGGCGCUAGGUGCCGCACUCGACAUUGUUCAACCGGUGAUGCACAAGCAACUAGCGCUUGAGCAUGAACCAUUGAUUGCUGCUUGAUGAGUGGCUAGAGGGGUCAACGUGAUGCGGGAAUGACUUAGUAACAAAUACUGCAACAAGAGAGUGCGAGUGGGGCACUUGAAGAACAUCGGGAGGGUUGCAACACGGGGGGCCAGGGGUAAAGCGUUUCUGUUUAUAUUGUGCAA